CACGUGGUUAUUUCUCGUGGGGCACGUGCGCGAUUCACGUGAAUCGUUCUUUUCACCAGCAACAAGAUAGCGCUUGGUCGUUCACCUGUUAGACAGCAGCAAAUAUGGAAAGGGACGCAAAGGAAUAUUUCUGGGGUUGCCAGCUGACGAAGGAGGCCCCUUCCCAGACAUGGUCAUUUCAGGAGGAGGAAGAAGACUCUGACUACCUCGUCCACACGCUCUUCCUCAGAAAUUCUGUCCUGGGAGCCGAGGCCGUGAAAGGAGAACUGAAUAUUGUACAGGUGGAGACGAAGAGUUUUGAAGAUAAGGAUAUCAAGCAACCAUUGUUCUCGUUACGGAAUGGUGGACAAGAAACGAUGACGAUGGACCUGAGUUUUGCCGGUGCGUGUAGCACCACGUUCCGGCUGGUUGAAGGUUCAGGGCCAGUACACAUAGGUGGACAACAUCUAGUGGAAUUCCCACCCGAACACAACAUGAGUCAAGACGAGUCCGAGUUCUUUACCGAGGACGACAUCGAACACGAGGACGACGAUGAUGAAGACGACGAGGAAGAUUCGCCCAAGGGCAAGAAGUCCCAGAAGAGAAAGGCCAGCUCACAGACAACAGCUAAGUCGAAGGUAGAUCAGAAAGGAAAGAUGGAAGUUAGCGCUGAGGACGAAGACGACGACGAAGACGAGGACGAAGAAGACAUGGACGACGAUGACGAAGAAGACGACGAUGAAGACGACGAUGAGGAAGAGGAAACACCAGAGAAAACAAAGAAGAAAGGCAAAAAGGCCAAAGAAGAUGUAAAAUCUACGAAAGCAGCAAAGAAGGCGAAACCAGCUACGAAGGCCGCUGUUAAGAAGACUGUGAAAAAAGGCAAGAAAUGAAAGCCCCUCCUCGUCUUACCCCGUAUUAAAGUGCUGCUGUAUUUAUAGUGAUCUGUGUACAUUGGUGGGCGGAAUAAAUCUAUCUGGGGCAUG
This is a messenger RNA of Haliotis rufescens (red abalone), 965 nucleotides long. RefSeq names its product nucleoplasmin-like protein ANO39. NCBI's taxonomy places the organism in Eukaryota, Metazoa, Mollusca, Gastropoda, Lepetellida, Haliotidae. Bases 105 to 872 code for a protein of 255 amino acids. Gene Ontology annotation, cellular component: nucleolus; cytoplasm; nucleoplasm. Gene Ontology annotation, molecular function: chromatin binding; RNA binding; histone binding. The record is from RefSeq and is a predicted model, not a curated record. Gene Ontology annotation, biological process: chromatin remodeling. The transcript is spliced from 10 exons.